Molecule: messenger RNA, 1287 nt
Organism: Platichthys flesus (European flounder)
Lineage: Eukaryota; Metazoa; Chordata; Actinopteri; Pleuronectiformes; Pleuronectidae
Gene: foxl2l
Product: forkhead box L2-like
Exons: 1
Coding region: 88-855 (255 amino acids)
Biological process (GO): cell differentiation; regulation of transcription by RNA polymerase II; anatomical structure morphogenesis
Molecular function (GO): RNA polymerase II cis-regulatory region sequence-specific DNA binding; DNA-binding transcription factor activity, RNA polymerase II-specific
Source: RefSeq, a predicted model, not a curated record
CCUGCGGACCUGAUCAUAUCGCGGCUCUGACUGCAGCUCCCGACCCAGACCGGACGCGCAAGGACCGGACACCCGAGGCUCCGAGCCAUGGACGCAGCGGAGACAUCCCUCGCCGACCAGGGAGCGCAGCUUCUGGACAUCAGCGCCCGCUCGCCCGCCACGGAGCCCAGAGGUGAGCCCUCCACGCCGGAGAAGCCGCCCUACUCAUACGUGGCUCUAAUCGCCAUGGCCAUUAAGGACAGCCCGGAUAGGAGACAGACCCUGAGCGGCAUCUACAGCUACAUCAUAUCCAAUUUCCCUUUCUACGAGACGAACAAGAAAGGCUGGCAGAACAGCAUUAGGCACAAUCUGUCUCUGAACGAGUGCUUCGUUAAAGUCCGCCGCGAGAGUGGCGGGGACAGGAAGGGCAACUACUGGAUGCUGGACCCGGCCUUCCACGAGAUGUUCGAGAGGGGCAACUACCGGCGGCGGAGGAGGGUGAGGAGACCCUACAGACCCCCCAGCGCGCCUUACCUGGAGUACCCGGAGCAGCUCUACCUGCCGCCCUACGUGAGCAGCCCCUGGGGUGUGCGUCAGCCCCCGCCCGGCUCGUCCCAGGUCAUCACCGGUCACACCCGCUGCUUGUCCCCGGUGAGCUCCUACUGCCCUCCCCCGCAAUUCCAGCACCCCCCCUACGGAGCCUACCACUGCCACCUGCCCGCCGUGCUGGUGCCCCACAACGGCUUCCCCUACGGCGGAGUCACGCAGCCGAUGAGCCCCGACGGAGGCACCGUGUCCGUGGGGUGCAACUACCAGCAGUUCCCCUCCUAUUCGAGACAAGCGGAGCCGCAGCUCGCCCUCUCGUUUGACCACUAGAGUUUUAUUCUGGUGGGGUUAUUUGACAGCCAGUUCACAGACUCUGAGUUCAUCUGUUUCACUUUAGUUCACUUCAGCUGUCAGGCUCCACUUUAACUGUUACUUUGAAAAGGUGUUUAGGCUAAAUCUGUUGACCAUGUGAAACUGUUUCAUACGAUUUUUGAUAUCUUCUCUACACUUUACACUCAUCAAGAACUAUACUGUCAAAGUUCAGUGUUUUGCUUUAGAAAUGACACAGAUCAAGUGUGAGCUGCAGAAGAAAGUUUCUUUGUGUCUGAGGCUCAGUUUAUCACUUAUUAUGUUUUUUUUAUGAAUGCUUUCUUUAUUUUAUUUUAUUUUAGGCCUACAAAGGUUUAAUUAUGUUAUUUAUUUAUUUUCUCUGCCUUUAUCGAAAUGAUCUGACCUGCUACAUGCAACACAAGGUGACUGAUC